Molecule: messenger RNA, 5254 nt
Organism: Marmota monax (woodchuck)
Lineage: Eukaryota; Metazoa; Chordata; Mammalia; Rodentia; Sciuridae
Gene: Fnbp1
Product: formin binding protein 1
Exons: 17
Coding region: 237-2093 (618 amino acids)
Biological process (GO): endocytosis; signal transduction
Molecular function (GO): protein binding
Source: RefSeq, a predicted model, not a curated record
GCGGGCGCUGCGGCGGUCGCGGCUGCCGCUUCCUCGGGCCAUUUUGCUGUGGCGCGACAGAGAGGAGAAGCUGUCGAGGGGACCCAGGGCUCGGAGCCGCGAUCCCGAGCGGGCGGCGGCCGCACGGACUCCGUCUUUCCGCGGUCGCGGGGAUCUCGAGGGGCGAGGCGAUCGCCGGGAGGGGGACCGGAGAGCCGCGCCCGCCGCGCGGGGCGCCCCUUCCCGCCCCCUGCACCAUGAGCUGGGGCACUGAGCUCUGGGAUCAGUUUGACAACUUAGAAAAACACACACAGUGGGGAAUCGACGUUCUUGAGAAAUACAUCAAGUUUGUAAAGGAAAGAACUGAGAUCGAGCUCAGCUAUGCAAAGCAACUCAGGAAUCUUUCGAAGAAAUACCAACCUAAGAAGAACUCGAAGGAGGAGGAGGAAUACAGGUACACGUCGUGCAAGGCCUUUCUUUCCACCCUGAACGAGAUGAACGACUACGCGGGGCAGCACGAGGUCAUCUCGGAGAACAUGACGUCGCAGAUCACCACGGACCUGGCGCGCUUCGUGCAGGAGCUGAAGCAGGAGAGGAAAUCGAACUUUCACGAUGGCCGGAAAGCGCAGCAGCACAUGGAGACCUGCUGGAAGCAGCUUGAAUCCAGCAAGCGGCGGUUCGAGCGGGACUGCAAGGAGGCGGACCGGGCGCAGCAGUACUUCGAGAAGAUGGAUGCGGACAUCAACGUGACCAAGGCCGACGUGGAGAAGGCGCGGCAGCAAGCUCAGAUACGUCACCAGAUGGCAGAGGACAGCAAGGCAGACUACUCGUCGAGCCUUCAGAAGUUCAACCAGGAGCAGCACGAGUACUACCACACCCACAUCCCCAGCAUCUUCCAGAAAAUCCAAGAGAUGGAGGAAAGGCGGAUCGUGAGGAUCGGGGAGUCCAUGAAGACGUACGCCGAGGUGGACCGGCAGGUGAUCCCCAUCAUCGGCAAGUGCUUGGACGGGAUAGUGAAGGCGGCCGAGGCCAUCAACCAGAAGAGCGAUUCACAGCUGGUAAUAGAAGCUUAUAAGUCGGGUUUUGAGCCCCCCGGAGACAUUGAAUUUGAGGACUACACGCAGCCCAUGAAACGCACCGUGUCCGACAACAGCCUCUCGAAUUCCAGAGGAGAUGGCAAGCCCGAGCUCAAAUUUGGCGGCAAAUCCAAAGGAAAGCUAUGGCCGUUCAUCAAGAAAAAUAAGCUUGUGUCCCUCUUAACAUCCCCCCAUCAGCCUCCCCCUCCUCCCCCCGCCUCUGCCUCACCCUCUGCUGUUCCCAACGGCCCCCAGUCUCCCAAGCAGCAAAAGGAACCCCUCUCCCAUCGCUUCAACGAGUUCAUGAUCUCCAAACCCAAAAUCCACUGCUUCAGGAGCCUAAAGCGUGGGCUUUCUCUCAAGCUGGGCGCCACCCCCGAGGACUUCAGCAACCUCCCCCCUGAACAAAGAAGGAAAAAGCUCCAACAGAAAGUCGAUGAACUAAAUAAAGAAAUUCAAAAGGAGAUGGAUCAAAGAGACGCUAUAACCAAAAUGAAAGACGUCUACCUGAAGAACCCGCAGAUGGGAGACCCGGCCAGUCUGGAUCACAAACUGACAGAAGUCAGCCAAAACAUAGAGAAGCUGAGACUAGAGGCCCAGAAAUUUGAGGCCUGGCUGGCAGAGGUGGAAGGCCGGCUCCCCGCGCGAGGCGAGCAGGCGCGGCGGCAGAGCGGGAUGUACGACGGCCAGGGCGCCCCGACGGCCAACAGCUGCGCGCAGGACCGCGAGAGCAGCCCCGAUGGCAGUUACACGGAGGAGCGAAGCCAGGAGAACGAGGUGAAGGUGCUGGCCACCGACUUCGACGACGAGUUCGACGACGAGGAGCCCCUGCCCGCCAUAGGCACCUGCAAGGCCCUCUACACCUUUGAAGGUCAGAAUGAAGGAACCAUUUCCGUAAUUGAAGGAGAAAUCCUGUACGUCAUAGAGGAAGACAAGGGCGAUGGGUGGACCCGCAUCCGGAGGAACGAGGACGAAGAGGGCUAUGUCCCCACCUCAUACGUCGAAGUCUAUUUGGACAAAAAUGCCAAAGAUUCCUAAAGUGGCGUUCCAGUACCAACCGGCGGCGAGCCUCCCAGGAGCCCCCCGUGGCCGGGCGCUUGUCUCCGCAGGCCUCCCGCGCUGCUGCCCGCUGCCCGGCCUGCUGGGGGCCGCCCUCCCGCCCACCUGCUGCCCUGUCCCCGCCACCCUGCCUGCCUCUCCUGUCCUUCCUACAGCAUGCUACUGUGGCUCAGCGAGCCCUGAGGCCCACGCUGGUGGCCUGGAGGGGACAGGUGUCCCCAACCGCACAGCAGGGGUCAUCCUCAUCCCCCCAGUCCCCACGUGCCCAGGCCAGAAGGUGGCAGCAUGCUGCCCACCUCGCCCCUCCCCUCUGUCCAGGGCCCCAGUCCACCCAUGGUGCCCUGGCCUCCUCGUCAUUUCACACUGUGCCUUUUUGUGAAAACUUCGCCACUGGUCUCCUGGGGCGAGUAACAGAAUCUGAACAAGGAGGACAGGGCAGUCGCAGGGUGGGCUGAGCACCACGUGUCACCCACGCGUCCCCUGGUGUCUUACAUUAGCAGAUGCUUCCUCUCCCAGAGGUGCCUUCCUGAUUGUGGGCUGGCACCUCGUGCUCCACAUGGACCCUGCCCACAAUUCCUGGACCCUCCGGUCGGACUUGGAUGUCCCCCACUCCAGCCACACACACACACUUCAGUUUGGUGCCCUGUCUGCAGAGGCUAGGAAGGUCCACACUGAAAGCCCACCCCAGCUCGUCCUACCCAUGUCCACCUUAGAUAAGGGGCAUCCUGGUUCACCCCUCCUGGUCAUCUUCCUAUCCAUGAUGACUACAGACCACGCGUGGCACUUGGUGGCCGGGUGACUCUCCUUUUGGUAGCUCAUUAUUGCAAAGUGAAACUUCCUCUUCUUCCCAUGAAUCCCAAAAGUAGCACUGUAGGACUUGAGUGCAUUCAUCACCAAAGACCUGGUGCCUCUCGUGGUCCUUUGGGGACCCUGUGGCCGCCGCUUCUGCCCUUGUCCAUGAGCUCUGCCGGCCAUUGGCAGCCACUGCACUUGCCCUUGGACCUGUUUCCUCCCUCCCCUUUCGGAUCUCAGGGGGGAAACCGUGGUCACCUAACCUGUGGCCACUCAGGCCUUAGCAGCACAGCUUCUCCUCUUCCUUGGUGCGGAACAAGUCCUGCCGCGUCUCCCGCCGAGGGCAAGGGCCGCGCUCUAGUGUCCUGUGUGGUUGGUACACGGGGCUCACCUGGGGCACCACAGUUCUUGGUGUUCGUGACAAGGGAGCCUAGCAAGAGCCACAGGGACAGGGAUGGAAAGGACAGGUCCUCGGAGUCAGGCCUGUCUGCUGGUGAUUUGUUCCUUGGAAACCAGGAGAUGACUCCCUGGGCAGACCAGGGGUGACCGCGGACCAGCCUCAGCAGCUCCGUCCCCCUGGCGACUGGAGACCGCAGCAAGGAGAGGCCCGCAAGAGCAGCCCCAGGAAGCAGCGUCAGGGUCAAGUGGAGGGGGAGCAGGAGCCCUGGCUCGCUGUUCCCCAAAACUGAGGCUGAGCCCAGGGCCGGGGACCUGGAGCAUGGCCUCCACUCUCAGGGUGGGCAGCCCAAUCGGCCCACUCCUGGGGGCGCCGGAGGGUGGCUUGACCACAGGUGAGCGCUGUCAGGGCCCAGCCCCGGCUGCAGACCAGCCCUCGCCCAGCAGCCCCACCCCCGCCGUUGCAUGGCGGGCGGCACCUCUGGGACUCCUGGACUUUGCCGAGUCUGGCUGACCACUGACCAUUCCACAAGGAUGCUAAUUUUUUUUAAUCUGAUUUUAGACCCUCCGUAAUGCAUGUGCGUCGUGCCGUUUCACAUCGCGGUCGAGGUAGAUUCGUUUCUUGCAACGUAGGGGGUGAAGUGUCAGCGUGGUUCUUUGUUCCUUUAAUGUCGAGACCCAGUACAGGAUGUGCUCGUGCGCUCUGUGGCCUGUCUGUACCACCCGUGCCCCCAAAGACUGGAGAAUGAGCACUUUCCAAUGCCGUCCCCCGGGGCUGCCUCCUUGCCGUAGGUGCCAACGGGCUUGGGAUUCUGUGAUGCUGAGGUCCUACCGUCUACUCUGGGAAUCCCACUGCGAAAGCAUCCCUGAGACCUUGGAGCAGCUCCCAUGGAGGAGAGAUGUGGGUGCUCCGCCCUCCUCCCUGGCACCUGCUGCCCGUCGUUGCUAGAAUACAGUGUGGUAAGGUAAAAAUGGAUCGUUUUUAUCAAACUUGCUCUGAAAAUGACCUAAAGACAAAGGGAAAGAGAGGAACUUGUCAUUUACCCAGGUUUUUCCUUUGCAGGACGGGGGCGAGGUGGGGGGAGGCGUGGGAAAACAUGCAGGGAUCUUCCUCUGGGUCUGUCCUGCUCAGCCUCGGGCUCAGCCACCGCGUGACCCACACAGCACAGGGGCCGCUGAUGCUUUUCCGCAACAUCUGUCAUCAGAAAGUUCACACAACAUAAAAUGUUACGAUAAUGCAAGGAUUUUUCCAGAAAUUGUGGUUUCAUGUUUCUUACUGGCUCCGCCUCCUGUGCUUUAACACCCCACACGUUAUUUUUAAAAAUGAUCCAAGCCCGGGGCUGGGUUGUGGCUCAGUGGUAGAGCGCUUCUCUAGCAUGUGGGAGGCACUGGGUUCAAUUCUCAGCACCACAUAUAAAUAAAUGAGUAAAAUAAAGGUCAAUGAACAACUAAUAAAAAGAAAUUAAGAAAAAAAUGAUCCUAGCCAGGCAGGGUGGGGCACGCCACCUGAAUCAGGAGGCUGAGGCAGGAGGAUUGCAAGUUUGAAGCCAGCCUUUGCAACUUAGUGAGACCCUGUCUUAAAAUUAAAAAGGGAUGGAGAUAGAGCUCAGAUAAAGCACCCUGAGUUCAAUCUCAGUACAAAAAAAAAAAAUCCACAAUUAUGUUUUAACCCGAUGUCAAGCACCUUUACACCUUCUUGUGUGUGCGUGUGUAUAUGUGUGUGUGUAUGUGUGCGUGUGCGUGUGUGUGUGCACGCACAUGCGUGCACUUACUCUACACUUGGAGGCAUUUCAGUGUUGUAAACGCCCCUUGCCACUGUUAAGGUCUGAAAUUGCCUGUUUUUCCCUGGAAAUGGAAUUAAACCAAAUAAAGUGCUUCCAUUGGAAGGCCCACAUUGACCUUGUAACUAUGUUAAUCUAAAUGUUAAAUAAAGUGUAGCUUCUGGUGUAGCA